Messenger RNA from Nothobranchius furzeri (turquoise killifish), 7029 nucleotides. The record is from RefSeq and is a predicted model, not a curated record. NCBI's taxonomy places the organism in Eukaryota, Metazoa, Chordata, Actinopteri, Cyprinodontiformes, Nothobranchiidae.
AGAAAGUGAGGAAAAAAGGAAGGGGGCGUGUUGAUGUGUGUGCUCUGCUGCACAGCCUCGGUAGCUGAGCUGAGCGAUGCUCUCUGCCUCUCUCCUUCUCUCUCUCCUUGAGCCGCCUGGCGGUGCCUCUUUCUGCCAAGCUCUGAUGAACCAUUUUAUGCAACAUAGCUGCCACAGCCAUCGUCCUGGUUCUGCUGCCGGCUGCUUUUCUGUCCAUGCUGUACAGUAGGACUCAGCUGCUUUUUCAUCGGCACUUUCUGCAAAGCUGAGGAAUGAAGUCCUGCCCCUCCACUGUGUGAACUACUGUUUUCUAGAGGACACUAGCAGAGCUGAACAACUCCACCCAGACAUUCUGAACCAGCAAAGGCUCCACCAGAAGCUACUGGAGACUGAGAUCAGCACCAGAAGGAAGGAGUGUGAAGCACUCGAGGCAGAGGUGAAGAAAAAGAAUCAAACAUGUCAGACUUUGGAGAAUGAGCUUCAAGGUUUCCUUCAGGAGAACAAGCACUUGAAUCUCCAGUGGUUCAACAACAGCCACAAAGCAUCCGAAUAUGAAAAGGUGAAGUCAGAGUAUGCCCAGCUCAAAGAGACACUUGGUGUUGUGACGCAGGAGAGAGAUUUAGCCCUUUGGGAGAGGAACCAGCUCCAAGGCAAACUGGAGAACCUAGAGCAGGUGCUCAGGCAUAUGCGCGAGGCUGCGGAGCGAAGGCAGCAGCUAGAGUUGGAGCAUGAGCAGGCCUUGGCUGUACUCAAUGCAAAGCAGCAGGAGAUUGACCUUCUUCAGAAGGCUCAGGUUGAGGCUAAAAAGGAGCAUGAAGGUGCUGUCCAUCUGUUAGAGUGUAUGUUUAUGCUUAAACAGAACCACUUGGACAGCAUGCAGGCCAAAGUCCGUGAGCUGGAGGAGAAAUGCCGGAGUCAGAGUGAGCAGUUCAACCUCCUGUCAAAGGAGCUGGAGAAGUUCCGGCUCCAGGCAGGGAAGUUUGACAUCCUCAGCUCUGAGCCGCUGACUGUGAGCGAAUCUCCUGCUUCCCCCAACAAAUCCUUAUCACAGCUGCUUAAUGGAUUGGCGGCACCAACAGAGAAAGGCAGUGAGGCUCCAACCAGCAGAUCUUUGAUAUCAGAGUUUAUUCGACCGCUCCAGAUCGGUGGAGACAAGCCUGAGCUCCUCUCUGUCAAGCCAUCGUUCCUCAGUCGCAGUCGGGCCAGCAGCCCAGCACGAGCUUUCCUCUCUGAGAUGGACAAAGAGCUCCGCUCUUCCAGGUCCAAACCUCGUUUCACAGGGAAAGUUCGUCUGUGUGUUGCUCGAUACAGUUACAAUCCUUAUGAUGGGCCAAAUGAGCAUCCAGAAGCAGAGCUCCCCCUGGUGGCAGGGAAGUACCUCUACAUUUAUGGAACCAUGGACGAAGAUGGCUUUUACGAAGGUGAGCUGCUGGAUGGACAGCGGGGACUCGUCCCUUCCAAUUUUGUGGAUUUUCUAGAAGAUGAUGAGACAACCUCUGUCCAACACAGGGACACAGUGGCUAAAGAACCUGGUUACCUCAACCACAGUAGCCUGGGGCCUCAGCGACAUUUAGCUGGCACAGGAACGGUAACAGGAACGGGUCUAAGCAGCCUGCUGUCUGACGGGAAUCUCGACUGUCUGAGCACCAGCAGUUUGGGCAUGGACCUCCUGGGCUCCUCCAGCAAUGGGACAGGAACCUUGGAUGUCAACAUUGAUGAGGUUGGUGAAGACAUUGUGCCUUACCCCCGCCGCAUCACCCUGAUCAAACAACUGGCCAAGAGUGUGAUUAUUAGCUGGGAUCCUCCUGUGGUCCCACCAGGAUGGGGCUCCAUCAGUGGCUACAAUGUGUCGAUUGACAAGGAGGUUCGGAUGAGUGUCCCCUACGGGGGCAGGACAAAGUCUCUUAUUGAAAAGCUCAAUCUUGCCACAAACACUUACCGCAUCUCAGUUCAAAGCAUCACGGAUCGAGGCCCAUCAGACGAACUUCGGUGCACUCUUCUGGUGGGAAAGGAUGUGGUGGUUGCACCCUAUUACCUACGGGUGGACUGCAUCACGCAGUGCUACGCCGAGCUCUCCUGGAUGCCCAGCAACAGCAACUACAGUCACACCAUCUUCCUCAAUGGUGCGGAGUAUGACAUGGUCAAGGCUGGGGGCUACAAGUACAAGUUUUUCAACUUGAAGCCAAUGACCGUUUACAAGGUGAAGGUUGUUGCACAGCCACAUCAGGUGCCUUGGCAGCUUCCAGUGGAUCAAAGGGGCAAAAGAGAAAUCUCUGUGGAGUUCUGCACUCAGCCUGCAGGGCCCCCUCUUCCUCCUCAGGAGGUGCAGGUCCAAUGUGGUCAGACUCCAGGGGUCCUACAGGUCAGAUGGAAGCCACCCCCCCUGACACCUUCAGGAACUUCUAAUGGGGCCAGUGUAAUAGGCUAUGCUGUUUGCACAAAGGGACAGAAGAUAGCUGAGGUCUUGUACCCCACAGCCGACUAUGUGACCGUGGAUUUAAACAGGAUUCAAGGUCUGGAGGCAAGGGAAGUCAUUGUAAGGACGUUAUCAACCCAAGGAGAGUCCCAGGACUCUCCUGUGGCUGUCAUACCGCACAAUCUCCUGGGCUCCCCACACCUCUCCCACAGAACCACAGUACCUCCUCAUCCUCUGCCCCACCCAGUGCCACAAUCCCACCCAGUUCAUUCUCAAACCCAUCCUCCUUACCCGUCAACAUAUCCCCCAAAUCACCCUCAGCCUCAGAUGCAGCCUCUUCCACAAGCUCAGCCCCACACACUACCCAGUGCACAACCCAUCCACCACCCACCUCCUCCUCAUCCUCAGCCUCAUUUUCAGCGCCAUUCCAUGCCCAAAACAAAACCAUUGCUAAGUGCCAGAGAGCCAGAAACCAAAGAGCAUGAGGUGGGUUUACGGCCAUCCCAGCCCUGGGAGCGCUCCCCCUCUCCGCUGCCUCUCAUGCAUGGACCCAACCUGGAGCCACCACACUUUCCACCAAGGCGAUCGCCCUCUCCUCAGAGGAUCCUGCCGCAGCCUCAGGGAGUCCCCAUCCCCAACACCAUUGCCAAGGCCAUGGCCCGGGAAGCUGCCCAGAGAGCGUUUGCUGAGGGGAACCGGAUUGACAAAAGGAACAUAUUUAGUGAGCGAGGUAAUGCCUUGCAUCCAAUCAACUCUGAUGAAGAAGAGGAUGGCUACGGCUCUCCUCAUGCAAGACGAAGAGGAGCCUCAGUGGAUGAAUUUCUCAGAGGCUCUGAGUUGGGCAGACAGCAAUAUCAUCAUCACUACAGUCACAGCGAGGACUACCACACAGAGAGCAGCCGUGGGUCUGAUCUGUCCGAUAUAAUGGAAGAGGAUGAGGAAGAUCUUUACUCUGAGAUGCAGCUGGAGGAGGGCCGCAGGCGCAGCAUCAACUCUCACAGCACUCUUCAGGCAUAUUACAAGCGUCAGGAUCUGGCUGAGGAAAGAGACUGUUGGGAUCUCCAGAGGGAGGUGGUGAAGCAGAGGUCUCUCCGCAGUAAGCGUCUCCACAGCAUCCCGGAGGUGGCCGAGGAGGAGUCUGACAGCCUGGACAGCUCAGGACAGCGCCUGAGCUUUGAAGAAAGCGGGCAGCCAGGAACACCACAAACUCACCGGAGGAUGUAUCCCCCGGAGACUCACCCACACAACCAUCCCACCUCCAGCAAGAACUCCCGUCUGCAGCGCCAACGUUCCUCCCCUCGCUUCACGGACCGCCGCUUCGGCUACAACAUGGAUGAUCGCAGCUUUGGACGACCCAAUCGGCAAAACACCAAGAGUCCAGACAGUGGUUUAGACUGUGGCAGUGAGGAGGAAGGCUCUCUGGGUCGGGGUCAUCGGGGGUAUUAUGUCCAUGGGAGUCCCAUCCGGGGGCCUGUGCGCAUCAUUCACUGUGAGGGUCCAGUAGAGAGGCGGGCGCUGGCGAUGGGCCGUAAAAGAACUUUGACCCGUCAGUGCAGCGUGGAGGAGGAGUUCUCUGACAUCCCCAUGACCACAGCUAAGUCGAUUCACAUGGGUGAUUUUAGGAACAGGGAGCACUUUGGGCCAGGUCGAGAGGUUGGGCCACGAAUCUACUCCAGAGAAGGAGCCCUGAGCGAGGGCAGACUGAACGAGCUGGACAGGGUCUAUCUCAGCCCCCACAAGGAGGCUAGGGCCCAGUCUUUGUCCAGGCUCAACCGGGACCAGCCGCUGAUCAUUGGGAACUCACCGUCACACGGGAGCCCUGAUCAUCCAGACCAUUCAGGGAGGAGGCCGGUUCACCCCAUCGGUACCCCUCCUAUGAGACGGCCCAUCCCAUCCAUCGAGAUCACCAUGGACAGUAACAGUGAGGGGAGUGAGGGGAACCUCUCACCCGUCAAGGAGGAUGUUUACUAUGGCAGUGUAGCUCGACGCAGGAUAUGGCGAUCUUUGUCCUCUGAAGAUCAAUCUGACAGCUAUGGCGGCCGCAGGCACGGGCGGCGACGACGCUCUCUGGAUUAUUAUGAGGAAUCUGAGCCAGAGGACAUGACCCGUGCGUUUGUGGCUCUGUUUGACUACGACCCUCUGUCCAUGUCUCCCAACCCGGAUGCUGCUGAUGAGGAGCUGCCGUUCAAGGAGGGCCAGAUCAUUAAGGUGCUUGGAAAUAAAGACACAGAUGGCUUCUACAGGGCAGAGAUGCGAGGCCGAGUGGGUCUUAUUCCCUGUAACAUGGUUUCUGAAAUUCAAACAGAAGAUGAUGAAAUGAUGGACCAGCUUCUCAAACAGGGUUUCCUCCCACUAAACACUCCAGUGGAAAAGUUAGUGAACUGCGACCGUUUUAAAGAUGGACGUUCAAUUAAUCGCAGGUCCAGGAAGUCCAAGAGAGAAAGAAACAGGCGAAGUGGACGGCAGUAUCCGAUGUCCACACGAAGGAUGGUGGCCCUGUACGACUAUGACCCCCGCGAGAGCUCUCCGAAUGUUGAUGUUGAGUAUGAAGGCAGCAGACUGAAGGAGGAGGCUGAACUGACUUUCAGUGCCGGUGAUGUCAUCACAGUUUUUGGUGAAAUAGAUGAAGAUGGAUUUUAUUAUGGUGAGCUGAAUGGACAUAAAGGUCUUGUUCCUUCCAACUUUCUAGAAGAAGUGCCUGAUGAUGUUGAGGUUUUUCUCACUGAUUCACCAUCUCGCUACCCCCAGGACACUCCAGCACGGAUAAAGACCAAAAGGAAGAAGAGUGUUCAUUUCACACCUUAAAGGCUCUGUUUCCAUCACGUUCCGUUGGAAAAAUCAUCUCUGUACAGAAGAGCACCCUCUCCCACGGUGCGUCCACACAUCCUCGGCUCUGCCACCGUGGGGCCCGGCAGUCCCUUCAGGGCCCCCAUGGACUUGUACUCCUCCGAAACGAAAAAGGGACUGCUCUCCAAAGGGAAGAAACUGUUACAGAGAUUUGGCGCUGUAAAAUAAUUUUGUUCUCAACACUUGUGCAGUGGCAUCCACUUCCUCGUGAAAUAUCAGGCAGCGCACUGAUGGCAUUUGUGAGCUUAGCAAAUGCUUUAUUUUUGAACAUCUGUUGUGUAUUAUGAUAAAUGUAAUUUGUUACCAGUACAAGCAUAUUUUCAUUACCGGUUUCAUACAUUUGUCCCACAGCCUCCUGGUGUUGGACAAUGUAAUGUUGUGCUACUGGCCUAAGGCUAGGAGUAAACAGGGCCCUGAGUAUUUUAGUUGGGCCACCCCAGCAUCUACUAACUCCAAGCAUCUGGCUAGUAUCCUUUUUUACUCAUGGCUCAGGUAAAGCUUAGUCCACACCACACCACUUGUCCAGAGCAGUCAGUCGCUCAAGGUCUGCAUGCUUUACUUCAGCACAUUGCCUCCUGACCCCUUGAUCAUCCAGUAUAACUGAUCACACUUUGCUGACCCCUCCCUCUCUCAACAAGCUUGUUGGACACUUAGGAAAAAAAGCACGCCUGGUAGAUCAAACCUCCAUGUAUUUGCCUUAUAAUUGCACAAUGGUUAAUAUUUUGUCCAGUAGCUUGCAGUUUUUUUUUUCUCCUAUUCAAUUUCAGUGCUAUUCCAUAGUUAACCGAUGUUAAAAUGUGGCUUGUGAUAUGCAGGGUGACUGGUGUUUCCUAGAGCCAGAACUUCCAUGCUGUUCUGUGUCCACUGUCCAUCCAACCCUUUCAAACUACAUUUGUGACUAAGGAUAGGGCACGUCAGUGUAAACUAAUUUAGAACAUGAAAGAAAACCUCAAGGACAAGUUUCAUAGUGGUAUUAGCAACAAAUCUGGUUUGUGCACGCAACCCUUCAGAUCAUUAGUAUUCUAACUUCUUGCAGUGAGACAUGGCUUCCUCUACUGGCCCGUGUAUCCCUCCAACAUUAGUUCUAUCCAACCCAGUCAUUGACGCCUGUUCAGUGUCCAAAAUUAAGCUGCUGCAGGAUAUAAGUACUGUAUAUCAUAAUAUCUACACCUUAAUGUAGUGAAUGUAAAAUAAAUUGAAAGCCUAUGUAUUUUCAGAGCUGCCCCAGAGCCCGAUUUUGUGCAUGAGAAGUAACUGUCCACCCCCAUCUCCCGUUUUUCCAUUUCAUUGCAUCAAUUAGAAAACCAAUAAAAAUCAAAGCCUGAUUUCUACUCAAGUUGAAGUAAAACUGCCAAAAAAGAAAGAAAAAAAAAGGGAAUGUACACUAAACAUUCUAAUACUUUCUUACACUUUUUUGGCCGAGCAGCUGUAGCGAUCUAUGGUUAACUGAUCCUAUUUCUGGACCACGUCCACUGACAUUACUUCAGAUUUGAGUGACAGCUCUUUUUGUACUUUGAUCAUUUGUAAAAUUGUUUUUAAAUGUUUAUACUUGAUUUUCAAACUGCCUUUUUUGUACAUAUAACUUUAUAAUCAAACUGCAAGCUUUCCCCAUGGUGUCUUUAAGACCAUCCUGUUAAGUCUGCAAUUGUGUGCUAGCUUUGACAAGAACUAUCGGCCUAUACAGAUGGUUACAAAAAUCUUGUGUGGGUGUGCAUGUGUGAUCUUUUUUAAAAAGAAAAAUUCUAAAUAAAUUUAUUAUUUUGUUA